AUGGUAGUGGUUGUGGUAGUUAGGGUGGUGAUAAUAAUGAUGAUGCCUGUAGUGGUGGCGAUGCUAAUGAUGAUGAUAAUUGGUGGUGAUGAUGAUUAUAUUGGUGAUGCUUAUGAUAGUGAUGAUGCUGAUGCUGAUAAUGAUGAUACUGAUGAAGAUGAGGAGGAAGAGGAGGAUGCGUUUGAUGUUUAUGAGGAAGAUGAGGAUGCGGAUGGGGAUGAGGAUAAUUAUGCUUACUAUCACUUCCCGCUCACUCCCUCUCCCUAA
Messenger RNA from Protopolystoma xenopodis, 267 nucleotides. Lineage: Eukaryota; Metazoa; Platyhelminthes; Monogenea; Polystomatidea; Polystomatidae. The record is from the annotation of a GenBank genome assembly.